GAUGGGUACAUUUUCAGAUGCACACUCCAGCACAAUGGGUGGCGGUAUGCACCUUUCACUUAGCCUGACGCCGGCCAACAGAAGAAGAGGAAGAACGCAUGACAGCGGUGUGUACGCUUUGGGAUAACUAAAAUAAUUCUGUCCAGGCUAUUGGCUAAGAUCUAACUUAAUCGACUGGGACACGGAAUAUUUAACAUAUAAUUCAUUCGCAGAGAAAGUUGGCCUUCCAACUAAUUUAAGAGAUUCGAAGCGGUCCAUCGGCAUUUUAAAGUGGGUGGGGCUUUCUCUUUCCCUUUCCAAGCUUUUCAGUUGAAGAGACGACUAGCUUGCACAGGAGUACUGUGUGGAACACACAGGUUUUACAGGGAACUGCAUGUGUCUGCAAAGAAAUUAGUGCUUUAACAGGAAAAUAACUUUAAAUUCAGGCUUAGAAAGCGAGAUGGCUGCCAGGAAGAGUCCAUUAGUAAUGGAAUCUGUGUUGCUUGUGGCCCCUGUCACAGCCCUUGAGUUUCUGGAGGAAGACUACUUAUUGGCAGGUGAAGGCCCAACUCUAUCAGUUUACAGCCUGCGGACUCUGUCAGUAACAUGCACCUCAUUGACUGUACUCCAAAAUCAGUGCAUCCAUGGACUUCGUCUGCAAAUAUGGCAGCAGGGUGAAGGAGCAUGUGUCACUGUUACUAUAGAGGAUGAAUUAUUGGCAUCACCAUGGCAACAAUUAGGGGGGGUCAGAAGGACAGUGUUGGCUGUGUUUGGGGGGAAAGCAGUUAGAGUGGUGGAGCUGAGGGAAGAGGUGGGUGUGGGUACCCCUCCGGUUUUAAAGCUACUGGGCCCUUUGACUGAGCUGCAGGACUGGGUGUGUGAUGUGCGCUGGCUCAGUGGGGGGGGGCACCUUCUGGCUGUUGCUCUGGCCCACAAUAUUGUGUUGCUGCUGGAGGCUGAGGAAGGGCAGACUUUAGUGCUUUGCCCUUGUCAGGAGGGCUGCUUGCUUUACUCUGCCCUGUUGCUGGGAUGGCACUGGGAUAACAUGGUUGUUGUGGGCGGGACUGUUUUCAACCAGUUGGUUAUUUGGAGACCUGGAGGUGCAUAUGGUGUGGGGAGGGAACAAGGGGAAGAGGAAGCAGGGCAGAUGAAGCCGGUGGAGAGGCGUCUGUCAGGUCACAAAGGCGUGAUCUUUGGUCUCGCUUACCACUCCAAACAAGGUUUGCUGGCCUCUGCCUCAGAUGACCGCAGCGUGCGAAUCUGGGGGGUAGGAACGUUGGGUGGUGCAGCAGGCUGCGGGGCUUUAUGCCCCCCUUGCCUUCAGGUGUUAUAUGGACACCAGGCUCGAGUGUUCUCAGUUCAGCUCUCACCCGGCCAGGUGUUCAGUGCUGGGGAAGAUGGGACAUGUCUGCAGUGGGACUGGGAGAGGGGCCAAGUUGAACGUGCUCUAAAGGGCCACAGAGCUGGAGGGGUCAGGGCGUUGGCUGUCAGUAAUGAACGGAGUGGACAAAGCAGGUUGGUAGCCACUGGGGGAGCAGAUGGAGGAAUCAGGCUCUGGAAUCUGGGGAAUGAAGACGGUGGGCAUGGGGGUGUGCAGACUGUGGUUGAUCUGGGGUUUGAGGGCAGAGGCUGCCCCAAGGUGGUCCGUGUAGUAUCAGGUGACUGGAGAGAGGGUGGGGUUGUAGUCAGCACUGACCAGGGAGUGGUGUAUCUCUGGGAGGAGCAAUGCUGGAAGCUGUUGUUGAAGGGGAGGGCUGAGUUCCAGUCCUACAGUGUGAUGGAGGUCCUGAGUUUUGACCAACCCAGGACAGGGCUAUGUGCUUUAGGUGGCCUUAAUGGAGUUGUGUCCGUGUUCCCUUUGUCCCAGCCAAGUGCAGUGAUACACUUGAGGGCAGGUGCAGGGAAAGUCCACAAUGUGCUGUGGGCAAGGCAGGGUGGAAAGGCAGGGUACCUGUUUGUGUCAGCAGCAGAAGGUAAGGUGUAUCGCUGGUACGUGAAGUUGGAGUUGGGUGAGAGGGGCCUGGAACUUAGGGCUGUGCAACUCUGUGCGUUCUUGCUCCCACCCUGUGCCAAGCGCUGGCUCACUGCUGUGGCAUUUGUGCUACAAUCAGAAGGGUCACUGUGGGUAUGUGGAGACAGGAGGGGAUCACUGCUGCUCUACAGAGACUCAAGAGAGGAAAAGGCAGGUGAAAGGGAAGAAGUGGAGGAGACGGUGAGUGAAGAGAGCACAGUGAGCAAUAGAGGAGUGGUGCAGCCAGUAAACACUUUGUUUGGAGCUCAUGGGAAACAGGGUGUAACAUGGGUGUGUGAACACCAAGGUGUACUGUACAGCUGUGGAAGAGAUGGCUGUGUGCGGGUCCUGAGGGUGGGUGGGGAACGAUUUGAUAUGUUGGAAGUCCUGAGGGUCCAGCGGGCCUGCCAAGGUAUGGAAUGGAUAGAGAGGGUUCUGAUCCUGGAUCUAGUAGAAGAGAGGGAUGGGUGGGGAGGGGAGGGCAGGAUUGUGAUUUUGGGGUUUCACUCAGUCUUCUUUGUGGUAUGGGAUCCAAUCCAACAGGAGAGACUUAUGUCAGUCCCCUGUGGAGGGGGGCAUCGGUCCUGGAGUUACUGCCCGCCCUCCGACCUCCGUACCACUGGCACGGGGGGAUCUCUGUUGUUUGUAAAGCAGGGAACAGUACUAGCCACCCAAGGCCCUCAGGAGUCCUUUGGAUCUGGCAGAUUAUGGCUGAAGGAGGGGCUCCAUGGUAAAGGGGUGGGAUGCAUAUGUCAUCUGGGUUGGGUGGGGAUAGCAGGAAUGGGGAGAUGCUGGGAGAUUCUGGUGACUGGAGGAGAGGACACGCGCUUGUCAGUACUUGCAGUCCAGCCACAAAGUGGAGCAGUCAGAGUGCUGUCCAUCAUCACUGACCACAUCUCCAACGUACGCACACUUGCUGCAAUCCGGCAGGAGGUGGAAGAGACAAAUCGACAGAGAAAUUACUGCAGCAAGAUAGAGGGGCAGACAGUGUCAUCCCUGUCUGCCUUAUUGCUCUCUGCGGGCGGUAGGGCCCAGUUGCAGUGCUAUCGGCUGCUGAUUAGGUGGACUGCACAGCUGAGUCAGCCUACGUGUCAGGUGAUCCAGAUAGCCAGUCACCAUUUGGAUGAAGAGCUGGAAAGAAGGCGGAAUCGACACAAGACUUUGAAAAUGGAUCCUGAGACCAGGUACAUGUCUUUGGAUGUGGUUCAGGAUGGGACAGUAGUACUCCUUGCUCUGGGCUGCAGUGAUGGAGCUGUGAGGCUCUUCUCUGUAACUAAUGUAGAUGGUAGAUUCCGGCUGCUGUGGGAGAGUUUCUAUCACCAGAGAUGUGUGCUCAGCGUUGUCCUCUGCUGCCUCCAGGACCCACAGGGCAAUCGGAGGCUGUUCCUUUUCAGUGGAGCCACAGAUGGUAGGAUAGCAGUGUGGGAUAUUAGUACAGUCAUAAACUGGAAUGAAGAUAUGACUUCUGCCUCUACUUGGAAGGGUCCAUCCAGUCCAUGUCUCACAUUCACAGCCCACCAGAGUGGUGUGAACACACUGGCCAUUUGGGAGAGGCAGAGUAAUGAGUUGAAGCCAGCAAAGAAGGGUUGGGAAGUGGGCUGGAUGACACUGGCCAGCGGUGGAGAUGAUGGACAGCUGUCAGUGGUCAUCAUCAGGGUAGAGUUCCACCAGCAGGAUGUAGAAAGUAGCAUAGCAUCUCUACAGCUACACUCCAGCUCUGCCGUGCCCCUGGCUCAUUCUGCCCCUUUGACAGCCCUGGGGUAUCUGAGUCCCUGGCUGCUGGUCUCCACCUCUCCUGACCAACGUGUGUGUCUGUGGAGCCUGCACAACGGUGUGCCCCAACCCCAGGCGGUGGUCUUCUCACAUGUGGCAGAUGUGGCUGGGCUUGAGGUGUGGCCUUGCGGGGGGCAGCUGGGCAGAUCCUAUGUGGCAGUAUGUGGUCAGGGAUUACAACUGCUGCAACUCAAGGAGAGAGAGGAAUGAGAGAAGGAUGUGAGACUAGGAAAACACUUUCUGUGAAAUUGUCAUAACAGAAUAUAAACUUCAUGAGCUUAGCCUGGGGACACAUCUUGGAGACAUGAAUGGACCAGCACACCCAAUAGGUAGGAGUACAUCUGUCUGGUUCAGAGUAUGUCAUUACACAGAUAAGGAAAUGAAAUACCGAAGAUAAUGGCUGGCAGAUGUAUGUUCUCUCAUGCAUAUUUGAUCAUCACAAAAAACUCCAAACUUCAGAUGGACAGUCUGCAAUUUUUGAGCACAUUCUGAAUAUGGAAGUUUAUUUCUCUUAGUCCUACCCAGGACUGAAGACCAUCAUAAUUAUGAAAGACCAGUGCCAACCAACAUCAGAAAUAUGGAGGUGAUUGUAUGGUGGAUGUUUUCAUCUGGACUGCAGUCAUGACAUUAACUGGUGUUUGUUUAUUGUAUGUUUUUGUUUUUAAGUUUGAAAUAAACCUAACUUCUGGAUGUGUGGACAGGUAAAUGCACUAAUAUCAAGGAAAGACACUUUGGUAAGGCCUGUGUGUGGGGGCAGGG
This is a messenger RNA of Megalops cyprinoides (Indo-Pacific tarpon), 4522 nucleotides long. RefSeq names its product WD repeat domain 6 (gene wdr6). The record is from RefSeq and is a predicted model, not a curated record. Gene Ontology annotation, cellular component: cytoplasm. NCBI's taxonomy places the organism in Eukaryota, Metazoa, Chordata, Actinopteri, Elopiformes, Megalopidae. The transcript has 8 exons. Gene Ontology annotation, molecular function: protein binding. Gene Ontology annotation, biological process: tRNA methylation. The coding region runs from base 440 to 3973 and encodes 1177 amino acids.